Cantharellus anzutake is the source of this 372-nucleotide messenger RNA. RefSeq lists its product as uncharacterized. The record is from RefSeq and is a predicted model, not a curated record. NCBI's taxonomy places the organism in Eukaryota, Fungi, Basidiomycota, Agaricomycetes, Cantharellales, Hydnaceae. The transcript has 3 exons. The coding region runs from base 1 to 372 and encodes 123 amino acids.
AUGUCACCCUUCUACCCACCUUCUACCUUGGGAUUAUACGAAUACAUCGGGAACAUCGACCAAUCAUCCGUCUUGGAUUUUGGUUCAGUCUCCUAUCCUGCAGCUAGCUCUUCCGCUAAGAGGGCAUCCUGUGGCGAAAAUUGGGAUUUUCUGAUGCCAGACAUUGCUGUUAACUAUGAGCUUGCAGGACCAUCUACUGCGCUCCGUUCACAAUCAGAUGCCUCCCCUCACGAAACUCGUGGUGAGACUCUGGGAAAUGCUGCGAGUUGGAACGAGGAUGCUGUGAGUUGCCUUAGAAGUCUAGCUUGGAGUAUGGGAUACUGCCUCAUCCCUCGCGGAGCGGCCAUUCCUGGUGGUGGUGCUCUUGUAUAG